Molecule: messenger RNA, 5442 nt
Organism: Strongylocentrotus purpuratus (purple sea urchin)
Lineage: Eukaryota; Metazoa; Echinodermata; Echinoidea; Camarodonta; Strongylocentrotidae
Product: growth/differentiation factor 8-like
Exons: 3
Coding region: 56-1336 (426 amino acids)
Biological process (GO): SMAD protein signal transduction
Cellular component (GO): extracellular region
Molecular function (GO): growth factor activity; cytokine activity
Source: RefSeq, a predicted model, not a curated record
CCGGGUCACACAUUGGAAGAGGAACACAUCACAACCCCCUGCACUAAAACAAAAAAUGGCCCAGCUCAAUCAUUACGUCUACUUGGCGCUAGUCAUCGUCGAGUUCGUCUGCCUAACGAUAGCGAGUCAUCCCCCGUCAUGGAGGCGACGCGCUGGCAUCAUCCCCAUGUCCGCCCAUCAACAGCCCGAUGAAAUCCUCGCCGAAAACACCUCAUCAGACGUCCACGCUGAUGACGGUAGCCCAGACCCCGAUCUGACCAGCGCGUCAAACGGGAGCGAAGACGCAAUGACCCCUCCACCGGAAUUAUCCACCUGUCCACCGUGCUGGUUACGGGAACAGCAGAAACAAUUCCGCAUUGAAAGUAUCAAAAGACGCAUCCUGGAGAAACUACAGAUGACGCAUGUUCCGAAUAUCACAGGACCUCCGCCCAAGAACCCAGCCAUUAAAAACUUGCUACAAAAUUAUCCACAGUACCAGAACAAUCCUUCGGUCCAGUCAGAUUCACCACAGACCGAGUACAUCGACCCUGCCCCAGCACAACUUGAAAGGAUCCUCAUAUUUGCCAAAAGACCGCUCCAGACGCAUGGAACCGACGCCCCGUCCUGUUGCUACUUCAACGUUGCCGAGAAAAUAGUGGGAUACCACGUGUCAAGUGCCAAGCUUUACUUUUACGUGUCCCCCGCCAAAGUAGUCCAGAACACACUCCACCAAAUGACAAUCAAAAUGAUCACGGCUCGACUGCACCCUCCAGGACAGACCAAGCUUCGUCUAGUUGCAAACAUCAAGGUGCAGCUAAGUUUAAGAGUCGGGGCGUGGAGGAGCGUUGACUUCACCAACGUUGUGCAAGGCUGGGCGGCCGAACCUGAGACCAACCUUGGCAUCGUGCUGGAACUCGAAGACGAUGCAGGCAAUUCUGUGCUCAUAACUGAGACUUCGACAGAAGAACCAAGAAGGCCCUUUCUGCAACUGCGGCUAGACGAUACCAGAAGAGUACGGAUGAAACGUCAGAGUGAACAGAUGUGUGCUGAGGAUCGGCUAGAACGCGAGUGUUGUAAGUACCCCCUCGUUGUGGACUUUCAACAAUUUGGGUGGGACUGGAUCAUCGCUCCCAGGACGUACGAUGCCAACUACUGCUCAGGAAGUUGCCCUGACCACUAUUUUUACCGCUACCCUCACACCCAGCUAAUAAGUCAGAUGGAUCGCUUGGCGGUGGCAGGACCGUGUUGCUCACCAAGCAAAAUGACCUCGGUAAGUCUUCUCAUUUUCGACGAAGAUGGUGACAUCAGAAAUGCAGAACUCCAGGACAUGGCUGUUGAAAAAUGCGACUGCGCCUAGAGGGGAAAUCGCCUCGAACCAGUAAAACCUACUCAUCAUGCCCAAAGCCAUCGUCCCGAGUCCAGACCAAUUAAAGAUGUUUACUUUCGUCUAAAAGACUUGUUACCAAACGUCGGGGGUUUCCAAGCUAUGGACGAUAAUCAACUGAGCAAAUGAGAAUGAGGUAUUAAGCGGUGAUUUAUGGAAAAUAUAUUUAGUAAGCAAAUGACGAUAUGUCUUGGUGUAUUAACCGGUCACUUGAAGGUACUAUGUCCCAUUUGCAGCCAACAUCAAAAUUAGUAAAAUUUUGCAGGAAUUAUGAAUAUGUCACAUAUGUCCUAUCAGUGAAAUUUAAAAGUUAGCAGUGUCCUGAUAUUCAAAUUAUGCAAGGAAACCCGUUUACUUUCUAGACUUCACUGUCAGACACUAUUGAGUGACUGACUGACUUUUUUUUUCUUCUUUGGUAAUAACAUACAUAAAAUGAGCAUUAUUGAUGUAGAUCAAUAACCCACUUCUUGUAAUGGCCAAAAUUAAACUGAUUGAAUCUUUGCGCAGCACAAAACGUACGACCAUUCUGUACAAGGGUCUGAAAAUCAGACUAUUAAUAACAGGAUUGCAAUCACUUAACUCGAUUCGACAACUAUUGGUUAUUUUCCAACUAAAAGAAUUUUCAAGCCCUUUCGUUUUGAGUGAAGUUCUAAAUUAGUAUUAUCUUUUAAGUGCCGUUGGAAUUUAGCCUUUUCAUUUUGUUAGCAUGCAAAUGGGACAUAUUAUAACCUUUAAUGGAAUCUAUUUUUAAAAAAACCCUCACCUUUAGAUCUUCCUUCCAUCGCAUAAUGGACUGUGUGAAAUAAUGCAAUCGUUAUCUAUAAUACUCUAGUUUUGGUGCACAUCAACUUUGCAAUUGCUUUACGUACCCAUGCACUGAUGGUAUUAAAUGGCUACUUUUGACAAAGUAUGGGCUGGUAUAAAGAAAGAAAGAUAAAACUAUAUACCACUCACUACGCCAUAUGUUACAUCCAGUACGGAAAGUCAUGACAAAAUGCAGAAAGAGCGAGGCUACAAACAUGCAUGUAUUCUUGAAGAAUAUACUUGAAUCAUAAUGCUUUCAAAACAAUGCUGUGUGAAAGAGACUUGUUUAUCGAUGUGUGUUUUAUGGUCAAUGAUGUCUUACUUUCCAGGAUUUCUGCAAGAAAAGACAAUAUAUUAAUAUAUACAUAUUUGCAGAAAGAUAAACUUUAAUAUUGUAGUUCUCGUUCUGAACAGGGCGAGGUGAAACUAUUUCAUAUUUACUUUUCUGAGUGAGACACUGAUGAAACAAACAUGUGAUAUCAAUAUUGACAUAACCCAUUGUAAUGUUUCGUAAUUGCGUACGUUAUUGCAAAACAAGAUUGCAGUCAAAGCAUAAAGUGAAUCACCCAUUAUAUAGAUUUCAGAUUGAACAUGAUGAAAAUUCCAUUCAUUAUAAACGAUUUAGGAUCACAAUAAGUGCGUUUUCAUGGGGAAUUUGAAGCCAUUCGGGUGUUUUCCCAAUAACAUGUGUUGUCAAUAAUCAAGAGUGUACUUCUACGACCGACCGGUCUUGUGUAAUGCACUGUGCCCUGAACUUACUGCAAUAAUACAUUCUCACUAUAAUAACGAUUCCCUCACCCUCGAGAUAUGAAGGCAAGCUGGAGUAUUUUCAGGAGGGACCAUGGGUUCCCUGCCUUAGAGACAUGUGUACACAUUAAUUCGUAACUCAAACAAAUCUUGAGUCAGCGAAUAAUGAUGCAAUACGCAUGGACAUUGACUACUGUGCGGCUUGAAGAAACUUGACAACAAAAUGAGAACCAAAAAUAAAAUGAACGCAGCAAAAUUAAUUUUCUUCUGAAUAAUCAUGUUAAAUACAAAUCCACUUACUUCACCACCUAAGAAAAAGAAAUUUAUCACUGGAUUACGGUGGGAAAUUGAUGGGUGGUAACGAUAUUUGGAUGGUGAGAAAUAAUAGAUGUAGCGUUACUAAUUAUAAGACUCAUGGAAACUCAAGCUGUUACGCAAAAUAAUUUGAAACUUUAAUUUAGAACUAAUAUUAAAUGAUUUCUGUGAGGGUCAUAAUUAAUAUAGUUUCAACCUGGUCUUAACUGAUCUUUGAUUGUGAUUUCGAUUCACCAAAAUCUUGGUCCCCCAUGGUUCUUAAGAAUUGUUUAAACAUUUCAAAGUGUUGCAUUAAAGCCGGGCUAAUAUUAUUGUGUUAAUAAGUGAUAUCACAUGUUUUUCUAUGUGGGCGCCUGAGAGUGCGUGUUUGUGCAUGUGUGUACGUGUCAGCGGUAUUUUCGUGUGUGUAAACGAGGUUUUACCCUUCGACAACAUGGUUUUAAAAGCCCAUGUCAAUCUAUUUCGAUUCAUUUUUGUUCUGUAUUUCUCUAUAAAAAUUACGCUAAGGACUCAAGGUGUCUGGGAAAGAGAAGGCAUAGUAAAUGUGCAAUGUUCUUUAUCUUUUUGUAACGAAGGAUUUAAACUUAUGUAAAUAAAAUAUGCCACCUUCGUUUGCCAAUCCAGUGAUCAUGAUUUUUAACAUGUCGACGACUGUACUUAUUUGGACAUCUGUUUUCUGUAUUCUACGUUUAGAAAUAAGUUUUUGUAUCAGCCUUGAAAUUCAUUUACCAUAAUCAGUAAUUGAGAGAUUUUCACCCGAGUAUGUAGCCAUAUUUUAGCAUAUUAAUUUGAGUUAUAAAGAUGGAUGUCUAUGUUUCGUACUUCGAAAUUCAUUUGUCCUAGAAUGCUAUACAUAAUAACGUAUACAUUCAGCAUAAAGAAAAUUAAUACUACAUUGUAUUAAAUAUAAAAUACAAAAUCUACGGAGAAAAUCAACAACCUCAAUUCAAAUGUAAGACGCCCAAUGUAAUGUAUUUUAAGAACAAAAGGCCUUUAUUUAUGUAAGACGUUCAAUGUAAUGUAUUUUAAGAACAAAAGGCCUUUAUUUAUGUCCUUUAUUUAUCUUCUUAUAUUUCACUAGUAUCUAAGAUUCAAAUAGAUUUUUUUUUAAAUGUAUACUGAAAUGAGACCUAUAACUAGUGAGACGAUAGUUUAAAGAAAAGGUAAUACAAUCAUACAUAUUCUGUAAGAUACAGAAAAAAUGUACUCAAACAUAAUUUUCAUGUUAUAUCACUUCUAAUAUAACAAUACAUGUUUGGAUAUUGUUUUGGUGAUUCAUAUUAUCAAACGAAAAAUAAAUGAUGUACAUGUGUAUUUUUUGUUUUGAACAAAUUUUAUUUCUUCUACAUGCCUUUUUAAGAAAACAUGAAACUGUUUUUCAUAUCAUGCUGACUCAAUGUGUGUGUGUGAACAUAGCAUUCCCUGCCUUAUGUAUUUUUGUGAAAUGCCAUUCGAAAAGUAUGUAUUCUAGUCAUUUGUGCAUUAGAGACCGUCCUUUUGAAGGAUUUAUUUGAAUGUUUAUAAAUUAAAAAUGUGUAAUUUGUCUAUAAGAAUUGUGUUGGAGAACAAUGCGUUUUAAGCCCAUCGCAAACGAAACGAUUUGAUCUGAAUAUAAAUGAUUUGUGAAGAAUUUGCAUUAGCAUUCUAUAUGUAAACCCAAAUAAAUUAUCUAAAAUCAUAAUGAACGAGAUUCUGAGUAGUCAUAUGAAAUAAAUUAAAAUUUCUGGUUUUGCAAGUCUUGUGAUUGGAAACGGUAAAUCGGCUCAGGAUCGUAGAGACGUCAGACAAGUCGUGCGAUUGUUUACGACGUGUAGCCAAUUUGGUCUCAACUACGAAUAGAAAGUUAACAGUGUACCCAAAAUUUGAUUUCAGAAUUUCAUAUCAUUAUUCAGAACCUCAAUCAGGAAAAUUACAUUUCUUUAAAAUGUAAUAUCUAAUGUAACUGUGAAAUCUCCCCAAAUCGAAACGCAGUCGGAUCGCAGUGGAAUCGUACAUCGUGCGGCGGACUUAAUUCAUACGGCAUUGUGCUUGUUAUCUGCCAGUUAUACAACGCUUCUUCCAACGAACUUUGACGAUUGUAUGUUUAUGAAUCAAAUUAUUUGAUGGUAUAUUUCAAUGUUAUUCAGUCAUGUGACUCUGUAAACACAGUACAAAAAAUAUAUUUACGAAAAUGCAAAUGCAAUUGCUUAAUAAAUCCAAAGAAAUAAUAUGCA